Molecule: messenger RNA, 3844 nt
Organism: Pantherophis guttatus
Lineage: Eukaryota; Metazoa; Chordata; Lepidosauria; Squamata; Colubridae
Gene: GCLC
Product: glutamate-cysteine ligase catalytic subunit
Biological process (GO): glutathione biosynthetic process
Cellular component (GO): glutamate-cysteine ligase complex
Molecular function (GO): glutamate-cysteine ligase activity
Source: RefSeq, a predicted model, not a curated record
GAGAGAGAGAGAGACUAUUCUCCGCCCUUGCUCCUCGGUCACGUGUCACGCGAUUCCUCUCCCGGGACGGUCAGAACCAUAGCGGAGAGGCGGCUGCCGGCGCCCUCAGCCUUCUCGGGUUUCCCUUAAAAGUAUCCGAGCGCGCGAAGCCAAGGCGGAGGGUCUCCUCAUCCCUCGUUUGGUGCCCGGCCGCUGGCAAAGCGGAGGUUUGGGAAGGCGGCCGGAGCGCCUUUUUUCCCACCCCCACUUCCUUUGCUCAGCCACCUGCCCCCCCCUACGCCUAGCUGCGAGUGGAUUCUCCUUGCGUGUUUCCCGCCGCCUGAAGUAGGGUUUUUUUUUUUUUUUUUUUUUUCCGAUCGGGGCUCCUGGCCCGCGCUGCUCUUCGGAGUUGUCACGGCAGCGGCCGCAGCUUGUCUCUUCCGCGCUCCUCCUCUCGCGCUCUCCCCGCGCUCCCCGCGCCUCCUCUUCCCCCGCAGAGCCAUGGGGCUCCUGUCGCAAGGCUCGCCGCUCAGCUGGGAGAAGACGCAGCGGCACGCGGAGCACGUGCGCAAACACGGCAUCCAGCAGUUCCUGCACAUCUACCGCGCCGUCGGGGAGAGGCACAAGGACGUGCUCAAGUGGGGUGACGAGGUGGAAUAUAUGUUGGUAGCUUUUGACCAUAAAAAUAAGAGAGCACGGUUGUUAUUAACUGGAGAAGAAGUACUUCAUACUUUACAAGAAAAAGGUGAAAGAAUAAAUCCAAACCAUCCAACAUUAUGGAGGCCAGAGUAUGGAAGCUACAUGAUCGAAGGGACUCCUGGGCAGCCAUAUGGAGGAACAAUGUCUGAAUUUAACACUGUACAGGACAACAUGAGGAAGCGGCGCCAGGAAGCUGCUUCAGUACUAAAAAAAGAUGAAGCUGUUUGCACUGUCACAUCAUUUCCAAGAUUAGGUUGUCCAGGAUUUACGAUACCAGAGUAUCAUCCAACACCUAUUGAGAUGGGAGCCUCAAAGUCUCUUUUCUUCCCAGAUGAGGCUAUAAACAAACAUCCCAGGUUUAGUACUUUAACGAGAAAUAUUCGACAUAGAAGAGGCGAAAAAGUAAUUAUAAAUGUACCAGUAUUUAAAGACAAGAAUACUCCAUCGCCGUUUAAAGAAACAUUUCCUAGUGAUGAUGGUGAAGCAGUAAGAGCAGCUAAGCCCGAUCAUGUAUAUAUGGAUGCCAUGGGAUUUGGCAUGGGCAAUUGUUGCCUUCAGGUAACAUUCCAGGCCUGCAGCAUUUUUGAAGCAAGAUACCUUUAUGAUCAGCUAGCCACAAUCUGUCCCAUUGUGAUGGCUUUAAGUGCUGCAGCUCCUUUUUACAGAGGCUAUGUGACAGAUAUUGAUUGCCGUUGGGGAGUUAUAUCUGCAUCAGUAGAUGACAGAACAAGAGAGGAGAGGGGUCUAGAGCCAUUGAAGAACAACCGUUUCAGAAUCAAUAAAUCCAGAUACGAUUCCAUAGACAGUUAUCUCUCAGAAUGCGGUGAAAAGUACAAUGACAUUGAUUUGACAAUAGAUAAAGAAAUCUAUGAGCAUCUAGUAAAAGAGGGCAUUGAUCAUCUUUUGGCACAACACAUUGCUCACUUAUUUAUUCGUGACCCUUUGACACUGUUUGAAGAAAAAAUUCAUCUGGAUGAUGCAAAUGAAUCUGAUCAUUUUGAGAAUAUUCAGUCAACAAAUUGGCAGACAAUGAGAUUUAAGCCUCCUCCUCCAAAUUCAGAUAUUGGAUGGAGAGUUGAGUUCAGACCAAUGGAGGUCCAGUUAACAGACUUCGAAAACUCAGCAUAUGUUGUGUUUGUUGUAUUGUUAACUCGAGUCAUUCUCUCAUACAAAUUGGAUUUUCUCAUUCCUUUGUCAAAGGUGGAUGAAAACAUGAAAGUAGCUCAGAAACGAGAUGCUGUCCGGCAGGGCAUGUUUUAUUUUAGAAAAGACAUUUCUAAAGGUGGCAAUGCAGUAGUGGAUGGAUGUGGUGCAACUCAAAAUGGUACAGAAACAGAUGUAGAAGAAUAUACGUUAAUGAGCAUAGAUACAAUAAUUAAUGGAAAGGAAGGAGUAUUUCCAGGAUUAAUUCCAAUUUUAAACUCUUACCUUGAAAAUAUGGAAGUGGAUGUGGAUACAAGAUGCAGCAUUCUAAACUAUCUGAAACUAAUAAAAAAAAGAGCAUCAGGCGAAUUAAUGACAGCUGCUAGAUGGAUGCGAGAAUUUGUUGCAAACCAUCCAGAAUACAAGCAUGAUAGUGUGAUCUCAGAAGAGAUGAAUUACAGCCUGAUGUGGAAAUGCAACCAGAUUGCACAAGAGCAAGUUGAAUGUCCCGAGCUGCUUGGAGUGGGCUUAAAUAAACUAAAGUACAGUGGAAUUAAAGCCGCUUCUUAAUGAAAAGUUUUAAUUUGAUAUGUAAUCUGUAAAAUAUCUAAAGGAACACUAGUCACACUACUGCAGUUUCAUAAUGUGAAGAUCAGAUGGUUUUAUUACAUUAUACAAUGGCCAAUCUCAGCUUUCUCUUAAAACUUCCUACAGUAGGUACAUUCUUCUAUUUAAGGUUUAUACUAUGUACAUGUAAAUAAUAUAUAUUUUUGAUUUAAUACCGGUGUAUUUUAGUAUCAUACUAAAAGUCAUUGUGAAACCAACUUAUACCUUUUUACAUACUUACGGUAAUCUGGAAAAAUGUACUGUUUAUCGAACAGCUUUGUAAAUGUAACAUAUUGAUUCUUGUAUAUUAUCUGCAUUCCAGAGCUGAAUGUUUAUUCUGACCAUUGUUGUCUGGAAUGCAGUGAAUAACCUACUGUAUUUUUUUUUAAAUCAGAAUCUGAUUCAUACUUUCCUGUUCUGCCGUACAAAAAUGAUGCAAUCUUAAUCUUGCUGAAAUUAGUGCUAGAAAACUUAACUGACAUCUAUAAAACUACAUUUGUAGUCAUAGCUAAAUUCACAGGUUUGGAUUUAAGUAGAUCUUGGUCCCAGUCCUAGUAGGAUUAAUAAAAAUACUUCCUCUUAAAUAACUUGGGUGUAAAUUAAUAUGUUCUUGUUGCUGGAAGCUUCUAUCACUUCCAGUCAGUAACGUUUUGCAUUAUGUGUACUUAAUUUCAGAUUUCACACUCUGGGGAAAAGUCAUGACCAUGUAGAUUAGCAAUCUGAGAUGCAAAUUUAUUCUGAAUUAAAAUCCAUAUGCUUUUGAAUCAAAGUGCCCUUUUUAAAAAAUUAUUUUAGCUCCAAUGUGUUGUUUUUUUUAUACGAUUCUAUUGACAUGAUACAGGAAUUGACAAAGCCUCAGACCAGACUUCCCUUCCACUUUUUGAUAUGUGAGGUAGCUGGUCCAAUAUGUGAAGAGGUCAAGUUAUUUUUACUUAUUUUAAAAGAAAUGUUGCUAAAUCUGAAGCCUCAAUGUAGCAGUUUGGAUUUUAAAAAAUAAACCAAAUGUGGCAAAACAACCAGCAGAACAUGUACAAGCCUUUAACACUUCUUGUGUGAUAUACAUGUAUUCUUCAAAUUUUUCCCUACUAUAUAACUAUGGAAAGAGAAAUAAUGAAAAUGUAUGAAUGUUUACGAAUCAGGAAUCAGAAGUAUAUAGGAACUGUAGAAAAAUACAGCCAGUUUCUACUGUUGUACAUAAAAAAAAAAAAGAUUAAAAACCCAAAGGUUUUUAAUACUACAUGCCUAAUGAUGACAGAGUAGUGAGUAACUUUGCAGCAGCUUGUGGAAUUGAAAUCUGCGGUUAAACUGUGCUAUGUAUAAGAAAGUAUUUUUUAUUUGAUCGUCCUAAACAGCUCAUAACUCGAUUUCCCAUGCUCUGCUUCUUAUAAGAGACAGCAAUAAAAUUCUUCCCCUCGUG